AUGGACGAACACUCAUUAACACUUCAAUGCAGCCUGAAGAAGUCCAGCGUCACACCGAAGCACUGGAGAAACCAGACAAGCUCUUCUUUCCCCUUGCACAUUUUCUACUCUUACUUCUCCCUUCGUCUCCUUUCUCGCCUUUUUCUUGCCGUCUUUCUCUUCCUCUUCUAUGGUAUAGGCAAGCUCUUCUUUCCCCUCGCACGUUUUCUACUCUUACUUCUCCCUUCGUCUCCUUUCUCGCCUUUUUCUUGCCGUCUUUCUCCUCCUCUUCCUCCUUUAUCGCACAGACGUGCUCUUCCUUCCCCUUGCACAUUUUCUACUCUUACUUCUCCCUUCAUCUCCUUUCUCGAUCUAUCUAUCUAUCUAUCGCAGUCUCUUCAGGAUCUAUCUAUCUAUCUAUCUAUCUAUCUAUCUAUCUAUCUAUCUAAGUCUAUUCAUUAUCUAUCUAUCUAUCUAUCUAUCUAUCUAUCUAUCUAUCUAUCUAUCUAUCUAAGUCUAUCAUUAUCUAUGUUUGUAUGUAUGUAUGUAUGUAUGUAUGUAUCUAUCUAUCUAUCUAUCUAUCUAUCUAUCUAUCUCAGUCUAUUCAUUAUCUAUCUAUCUAUCUAUCUAUCUAUCUAUCUAUCUAUCUAUCAGUCUAUUCGUUAUCUAUCUAUCUAUCUAUCUAUCUAUCUAUCUAUCUAUCUAUCUAUCUCAGUCUAUUCAUUAUCUAUCUAUCACAACUGCCCCGCUUACACUUCUCCGCCUUUGCCUUCUACUCGGCUUCCUUUUCACUUCGUCUUUCGCCUCCUCUUUCACCUAGACGUCCUCUCCUUUCCUCUUGCAAUUUUUCUACUCUUACUUCCCCCUUUGCUUCCUCUCUCGCCUUUUUCUUGCCCUCUUUCUCCUCCUCUUCCUCUUCUAUCUCUCAGACGUUCCUUUCCUUCUGCAUGCACUUUUUUCUACUCUUACUUUCACCUUCGUCUUCUUUCUCGCCUUUUUCUUGCCAUGCUUCUACUCCUCUUCCUCAUUUAUCGCACAGACGUCGACUUAAUUCUCCUUGCCCUUCUUUACUCUUCCUUCUCUCUUCAUCUCCUUUCCCGCCUUUUCUUGCCGUCUUUCUCUUCCUCCUUUAAUCCCAAAAAUGUGCUCUUCCUUCCCCAUUGCAUAUUUUCUACUCUUACUUCUCCCCUCGUCUCCUUUCUCACCUUUUUCUUGCCAAAGGUCUUCUUUCCCCUUACACAUUUUCUCUCUUAUCUUCUCCUUCGUCUCCUUUCUCGCCUUUUUUUUCUUGCCGUCUUUCUCUUCCUCUUCUAUGGUAUAGGCAAGCUCUUCUUUCCCCCCUUUCACAUUUUCUCUCUUCUUCUCCUUCGUCUCCUUUCUCGCCUUUUUUCUGGCCGUCUUUCUCCUCCUCUUCCUCCUUUAUCCUUUUUAACGUGCUCUUCCUUCCCCUUGCAAAGGCACUCUCUUCAAAAAAUUUCAUCUCCUUUCUCGCCUUUUUCUGGCUAUAUCUUUCUCCUCCUCUUCCUCCUUUAUCCUUUUAGACGUGCUCUUCCUUCCCCUUGCACAUUUUCUACUAUUACUUCUCCCUUCAUCUCCUUUCUCGCCUUUUUCUGGCCGUCUUUCUCCUCCUCUUCCUCCUUUAUCGCACAGACGUGCUCUUCCUUCCCCUUGCACAUUUUCUACUCUUACUCUCCUUUCUCGUCUUGUUCUUGGCGUCUUUCUUUCUUUGCCUUCUACUCGGCUUCGUUUCACUUCAUCUUUCGCCUCCCCACUCUUCCUCCUUCUCUUUCGCCUAGACGUCCUCUUUCUAAAUUCACAACCGUAGGGAAAGCAACUAUCUAA
This is a messenger RNA of Acanthosepion pharaonis, 1821 nucleotides long. The record is from the annotation of a GenBank genome assembly. Lineage: Eukaryota; Metazoa; Mollusca; Cephalopoda; Sepiida; Sepiidae.